This is a messenger RNA of Solanum tuberosum (potato), 739 nucleotides long. RefSeq lists its product as uncharacterized. NCBI's taxonomy places the organism in Eukaryota, Viridiplantae, Streptophyta, Magnoliopsida, Solanales, Solanaceae. The transcript has 4 exons. Bases 18 to 683 code for a protein of 221 amino acids. The record is from RefSeq and is a predicted model, not a curated record.
UUAUUUAUUUCCAGAAAAUGUCUGAAACCAAUACUAAGAAUCGGAAAAAGUUGAAGAAUUCACAUACUGCUGGAAAAAUAAGUUUUGCUUUAGUCCGCAAUAAUUUGGAGAAAAAAAAGGAAACUUCUGUAUCACUUAAGGAGCUAUUUGUGGUUACAAGAACAAGACACCCCGAACGUUUGUACAAGGACACAAAUGAAGACACCAUUAGUAAAAUUGCUGAAAUGGAGGAAAUUGAAAAACAACAAAGUGUAGAUGGUAGUGAGUCUGUUGAUGCAUUUUCUUCUGUAAUGGGUCCUGAACAUCCAGGACGUCUUAGAUUAUAUGGACGGGGAGUUACAAAGAGUUCUUUGAAAAGGAAAGCAGGCAAUUCUGAACCAGUUUCAACUACCACAAAUGAUGCAGUACAACAAAUGGAAGAAAGGAUACAGAAAAUGGAGGAACAAAUGGAGGAGCAAAAGAGAACCAUUCAACAAGAUGUUACUGCAAAUAUAAUUGCACAACUUCAACGUGCGGGAUUAAUUAAUGCCGACGUACUAGCAGCAUUGUGUGUUCAUUCACCUGGAGAAGCUAAUUUCGGACCAAGAGCUAAUCAACUAAUCUCUCGGCCAUCUACAAGUAGCAAUAAUCGAGGUAGUAGUGAAGGUGAACAAAGGGAUGAAAACAAUGAAGGCACACCUUAGGGGCGAGGCUUAUGUUGAUAUCUUUGACACUAGCAUGUGUUCUAGUAAUCUUUUGU